GCUGUUACUCAUUAUCCCCCCUGGGCCUGGGGAGGGGCUGCUUGCUGAGCCAGGCAGCAGCAACCCCACAUCACUCCACAACAUCCCCCCACGUCACCCUGCAUCGAUCUGCCUUGUCCUGCAUCAAAGCCCACAGCACCCCACGUUUUCCAUCCAGCAGCAUGGUUCACGGCCAAGGAGGAGUCAAGUUCCAGAAUUGGGCCAAGACUUAUGGCUCUUCCCCAGAGCUGUACUUCCAGCCCACCUCAGUGGAGGAGAUCCGGGAGAUCCUGGAUAUGGCCCGGCAGAGGAACAAGAGGGUGAAGGUGGUGGGGGGUGGCCACUCACCCUCUGACAUUGCCUGCACUGAUGACUUCAUGAUCCAGAUGGGGAAGAUGAACAAGGUCCUCAAGGUGGACAAGGAGAAGCAGCAGGUGACGGUGGAAGGUGGGAUCUUCCUCUCAGAUCUGAACGUGGAGCUGAGCAAGCACGGGCUGGCGCUGGCCAACUUAGGAGCCGUUUCUGAGGUGGCAGCAGCUGGUGUGAUUGGGACAGGGACGCACAACACUGGGAUCAAACAUGGCAUCCUCCCCACCCAGGUUGUGGGGCUCUCACUGCUGACAGCUUCAGGGGACAUCCUGGAAUGCUCUGAGUCCAUCAAUGCAGACAUCUUCCAGGCUGCCCGCCUGCACCUUGGCUGCCUGGGUGUUGUGCUCACCGUUACCUUCCAGUGCGUGCCCCAGUUCCACCUGCAUGAGGUGACCUUUCCAUCCACCCUCACUGAGGUCCUCAAUCAACUUGAUGACCACCUGAAGAGAUCCCAAUACUUUCGGUUCCUGUGGUUCCCACACAGUGAGAAUGUCACUGUCAUCUACCAGGACCCCACCAACAAGCCCCCCUCUUCCUCUGCUAACUGGUUUUGGGAUUAUGCUGUUGGGUACUACUUGCUGGAGUUUCUCCUCUGGAUCAGCACCUUUGUGCCCAGCUUGGUGCGCUGGAUCAACCGCUUCUUCUUCUGGCUCCUCUUCAGCUCCCGGGUGGAGAACAUCAACAUCAGCUACAAGAUCUUCAACUACGAGUGCCGCUUCAAGCAGCAUGUGCAAGAUUGGGCCAUCCCCAUUGAGAAGACAAAGGAAGCACUGCUGGAGCUGAAGGCUGCCCUGGAGAACAACCCCAAGAUGGUGGCCCACUACCCUGUGGAGGUGCGCUUUGCUCGAGCGGAUGAGAUCUGGCUGAGCCCCUGCUUCCAGCGGGACAGCUGCUACAUGAACAUCAUCAUGUAUAGGCCCUAUGGGAAGAAUGUGCCCCGGCUCAACUACUGGCUGACCUAUGAGGGCAUCAUGAAGAAGUAUGGUGGGAGACCACACUGGGCGAAGGCCCACAGCUGUACCCGCAAGGAUUUUGAGAAGAUGUACCCGGCCUUCCCCAAAUUCUGCUCCAUCCGGGAUAAGCUGGACCCUACAGGGAUGUUCUUGAACACCUACCUGGAAAAGGUGUUCUACUGACAGCACGGGAAUGGAACAAUGCAGGAGAUGGAAGAGAAAUCAGCUGUCAUCCCUGGUUCUCAGGACACCCCAAAGCUCGUAGUCCUUGGUGACCCCAAAAUGCUGUAUUCCCAGCUCUGUUCCCAGCUGUUGCAAUGGCAGGCAGCAUGGGCUGGCCCUGGGAAUGGGGCCGUGUGUUGGCAUCGCUCCUAGUGGGUCCCUGAGAUGUGCACAGUUCCAAGUGUCUCCUGUCCAAGCCAACAUCUGAAUAAAGAGCUUUCUAGCAGA
This is a messenger RNA of Lagopus muta (rock ptarmigan), 1751 nucleotides long. Its product is annotated as L-gulonolactone oxidase-like. The transcript is spliced from 12 exons. Gene Ontology annotation, cellular component: membrane. The record is from RefSeq and is a predicted model, not a curated record. Lineage: Eukaryota; Metazoa; Chordata; Aves; Galliformes; Phasianidae. Bases 162 to 1484 code for a protein of 440 amino acids. Gene Ontology annotation, molecular function: FAD binding; RNA binding; D-arabinono-1,4-lactone oxidase activity.